UAGUAUGUCUAAGUAUGACUUAAAUAAGAGGUAAAAGAAAGCCUUCCAUGACCAUCCAAUAGGAAAGAGAAAAAGGGAAAGCAAAGAUGCUCCCAUUGAAGCUGGUACGCUCUCUGGUCUUAGGAGAAACCAUUAACAACCCUCUCUGUUUAACCCAACAACACACUCACCUUGACCACAAUGAUGUUGAUACUAAUGAUGAUGAAGAUGACGACGAUGAUGAUGAUGAUGAAGCCAAUAAUGCCAUUCCUCACCACAAACAAACAAGAGGAAGAAGAAGAAAAACCAGCACUGACAAAAACAGCAAAACAAAAAAGACUCCAUUUUUGUUGUUCUUACCAACAAAAGAGCUCAUCACUGACACAUACAGACUUGCCACCAUAGCCAGAGACAUGGGCAUGGACUUACACCCAACCCCAUCUCUCUCUCACAUCAUCUUCUCGUACCCAUCAUCACCAUCACCAUCAACAUCAGCUUCCUCUUCUUCUUCUUCAACACCAUCACCUUCAUCACCAUUCCCCAUAUCAUGGUCAUGGUCAUCCUCAUCACUUUCAUCAUCUUUCUUGCCAAACGAUGCCGUUCCUCUCCCAUUUCCUUCACUCACCACAGCUUCUCUCACCCAUCUCCGCUCUUUUGCUACUCUCUCCAAAGGGCUUUUCAAACUAGCCUUUGCCAACUACACCACCAAAGCAACAAUUGCUGACACCACUAGUAAUUGGGACUGUUGCUCUGUGUCUCUGUUUUCCAGGCUCACCAGUGACCGAGUAGACACCAUGGAUGCGUUUUCUCGAGCUUUGGCUGGAAUGGGUUGGACUCUUUUCAAGACCAAGCAAAACCCAUCUCAGGAUUCAAAGGAAAAGCGGGUUUGGGGUGGCAAUUCGGUGUUUUUGUUCAGGAAGGUCGAGUCGAACCGGGUUCGGGCGGGUCGGGUGAAUGAAUGUAGAAUAAGGGAGUUGAGGUUGCCCCCGUUGGAUUUUAGGAAUGCCCCUUUGAGGAUUUUGCAGUACAUUCUUCUAAUGACUGAUGAUAUCUUCUAUCUGUCAUGAUAUACCGGGUUUCAUUCUCAAGGGAAUUUGAUAUGUCGGAAGAGUGAACAAGACAAGGUGGAGAAGAAAAUUUGGUUCUAUCUGAAAUUUGGAGUAAUUUCAUCCCCCAACUAGCUUGAACUAGAGUAACUAACAGUGUUUCUUCUUCACCCACUUUUUUUUUUUUUUUGGGUAUAUUUUCCCCAUUUCUUUCAUGUUAAUGACGGGGGUUAAUUAUCUAAUGCUUCUCAAUCGGAUGGGCUUCAGUACUUUACAUUAACUUAUGGACCUGAAUGAUGUAUAUAUGUCUUUUUUUUAGUCAUUUCCUAAUCUUUUUCCCUCUCGUUUUUUACUAUUGCAAUAUGUAAGAUGUACAACCUUUUUGA
This is a messenger RNA of Quercus lobata, 1411 nucleotides long. RefSeq names its product topoisomerase I damage affected-like protein. The record is from RefSeq and is a predicted model, not a curated record. Lineage: Eukaryota; Viridiplantae; Streptophyta; Magnoliopsida; Fagales; Fagaceae. Bases 87 to 1046 code for a protein of 319 amino acids. The transcript has 2 exons.